This is a messenger RNA of Pyrenophora tritici-repentis Pt-1C-BFP, 516 nucleotides long. Lineage: Eukaryota; Fungi; Ascomycota; Dothideomycetes; Pleosporales; Pleosporaceae. The record is from RefSeq and is a predicted model, not a curated record.
ACAGUAUUCUCACGCAUCUUCUCAUCACGGCUACUGUAUCUAAGAACCAGAGUGUUAUAUCAACAUCUCUCCUUUCGCCAACCUAUCAACACACAAAAGCCCUCACGCAAUAAUGUCGUCUUCUCCUGAUAACACCAAAACCUCCACCACUACCUCUACAAACUCGCCACCACGCUAUUCAACCACCGCGCCUCCUCCCUACAACACAUCCGAUGCGUGCUCCCUAGCAUCCAAAAGCUCAACAUCCAAGAGUUUCUUCUCGAAGAUGUUGCCCCAGAAAACACCGAAAGUGGCGGCAGAGGGAAAUAGCAUAAUGCAACAGAAGGUUGACGCGGAAGAGACGAAGCAGGCAGCAAGGGCAUUUUAUUUUUGUUAGAUGGAUUUUUUUGGGUAGGAGAUAGGUUGCAGGUAGAGAGGGAUCUAGGAUUAAUGAUGUAGGAUUGCAUGUUUGAAAUGCGGUAAUAGCACUCAUAACGGUUUUACUUAUUUAUGCUAUACAUGUAGAGUGAUGUAAAA